UCGGACAAGGCCGUGGGUUGCGUCUUGCAGCCGAACUGUCGCCAAUGUUUAUUUUGUUUUUUGGAGUGUCUUAUUUUGGUCACUAUUUCUAAGUCAAGAGAUGAUUUUUAUUGAUUCCUGUCCCUUAGUCUUCCAAAUACUUUAUCGUAUUGUAAAUAUGCAUUAUCACAUCGCAUGUCUCUUCUGAAAUAUUUAUUCCGUGAAACAUAACCCUGUCGUCUAUUUUGGUGUUAUUGUUGUUAUGCCUGUCAAAACGUCAUGUCAUCUGAACGUUGUGAGUCAUUGUCAGGCAAUGAUUAUUUUAAAAUUGUGUUUUUAAUCGUAAUGGUGCACUAGAUCAAAGGUCAGCACUUAUUUUUCAGAGCUAUCUCCAGCAAGAUGAUGCCCUUGCCGCAACUUCUAGAUGGUUUAGGAAGAGGGCGUUCAGAAGUUGUGCAGAAAGCUUUCACUUUACAUCAUAGAGCCUUUAGAUCAGAAUUUUUGAAACACUUGUCUUCUGGAGCUUCCAUCAACACUGAAGAACAUAUUGGGAGAAUGGCUGUUCUUUUUGAAACUAUUUUAAACCACUUAAAAAAAUGUGACAGAAGCUCUUCUUUUGGUCUAAGUCUUCUUAACCUUACAGCGGACCAUAUUAAAGUUUUGCAACAAGAGUUGGAGGGUUUCAAGUUGUCAACCAGCUCCAAUAAUUCUGUGCAGCAAAAGAAAGCAGUUUUAGAAUUGUUGAAUUUUCAUCUGAAUCAUCUCAAAGCUUUGAUGAAAGAUAUACCUGGGAGCCCAAUGCAUUCUGCAGCCCCAAUCAGGGUUGUUACCUUGGCUCAUGUACACUCCAGCUCAACGUCUAAUGUUCUGAUGAACACUCUGUCCUCAAAAUCGGAUGAAGAUGUGGUACGGCAUGCUUUACUCAGUGCUGAUGCAGUAGACUGUGCUAAAAGAAUACUUUUGUCUAGGGGAGAGCGUAGUGCUGCCCAAGUAAAUGAGUUUUUUGAAAAAGUUGCUGAUACGUACAUAAAUGAAUUGCUUCAAAAAAGGCAAAUAGAUAGGGCCAAAGAUGUUAUCUGCAACACUGAUAGGGAUAUUUGGCCUACCCUGAAAGGCCUAUGUUUGAAUACAACUGACACUAACGUCCGAGACUAUUUGGCAUUAGAGCUCAACUCAAUCAGUAUGUUGGAACCCUCUGAAAUGGAAGCCUGGAAAUUCUUAAUUUUAAUUGAGGGAAUCAUUAAAAAUACAGAGUUAGGGGUUACCGUUGCAGAUGAUAGCCUGCAAACUAUGACACCUUUGGAUGGCAGGAAUAAACUUGAGCUUUCAAUCGCCAGCCUCCUGGCCUUGCCAUGUAAUGCUAGAUCAUCAUUGCUCUCAGAACUCUACUUAGAAACCUUAAAUGGAACAUUAGAAUCAAUGUUGAACAAAGAUGAGUUUUGGAAAUAUUUGAUAUCUUAUGACAAGCUUGAAAUUUUGUUAAAGUGGAUUGAUAUAAACCACUUGCAGACUGAUGCAGAGUCUGAAAUGCCUGACAGGCUGACUACAUUUCUGUCUUUGUGGGAAAUAACUCAAGAUAUGAUAGAUUGCAUUCCAACAUCUAAAUGCUCUGUGGCAACUAAAGAAUGUUUGUUAGACUACCUUAGCAGGUUUUCUUUAUACACAUCUGAAGAGUCCAAUGACCUUCACAGACGUUUGCUGAGAGAGAUUCAUACUAGUCAAAUAUUUAAUGGAAUGGAUUGUAAAAUGAAAGAUCUAUUUGUUGACUUCUGUGUACAGUGUAAUAUGCCAGACCUUAUGGUGUCCUGUGACAUAAAAACUAGCUGUCAAUCACCAGCUUGGUUGGGGCUUUAUACCCAAUAUCAGAAUUUGAAAAAUGACCAGGAUCUCAAAACAUCUCUGAUUGCUGCUAUAGAAUAUUCUGCAGAUUAUCUAAAAAGUUCUAAGUCUGAUAGUAAGUGGCUUUCAUUAGUGCCUUUAUUACUACCUAAAACGACUUCGCAUGAAAUGGAGAGCAACUCCAUCGUUAAAAGUAUGGCGGACCGUGCCGAGCUACAAAGUGCGUUUGGUCAUCAUCCAAAGCUCAUGUCACUGUUGGAAAGCAUGAAUGAGGACCAAACGCCAGUCGACAUUUCACUGCAUCAGCUGCUUAAAGAAAAGUUUGUUUAUCAAAGACUAAAGGAGCAAUCACUUUGCAGCAUGUUUAAGGAAGAUAACACUGGCAAUGAAGUCGACUUCUCCCAUGAGCCUUCUAUACUGUUACAUGGCCAUCAGGAAUCUUUAGACUUUCAGUAUUUUUUGAAGCAGGGAAGGCCUUGUCAUGCAUCAAUGCUUGUACUUGCUGAAGUGAUUCGCAGCUUUGGAAAGCCAUCUCGAAAGUUGCUGAAGAGAUAUAUACUGCCCGCACAUGAAUUGGCACUUUUGAACUCCAUGGACCCAACUAUAACAGGUUCAUGUAUUGCCUUUAUUGAAAUGUUAGGGGAAUCAACGCUUUCACUGCGUACUCACAUUGCAACACUGAAUCAAAUCGCCUCCUUUGAGUCGGAUGACGCAUCGACCUGCGACCCAAGCAACAAGAUUGCUAAUGGCUCUCUAUUUCAACUUAUGAUUGAUGGGAGAGCUAUAAAUCCACAAGAAAUUUUUGACCUGCUCAUGUGCAGUCUUCCUCUAAACAUUCAUAUGCAGGGGCUGGCAGUGCAAAUGGCAAACUUGCACAAACUUCCACUUCCCAGAAUUUUUUUGGAAAAAUGUGCUCAAAAUGAUGAUUGGGUCAACUUUGUAUUAUUUUGCCAGAUCUACAGUUACCCACCAGAUAUUAUCAAAGAUGUAGUUCAGCAAUUUAGAUCAACAGCAUUAAAGGAACAUUUUGAGUCAUUCCUUCAAAAAUAUCCAAUUUCCAUAAAAUCUGCCGGCCGGUCUCGUGUAGAGUCUUCCAGACUUAAGGGUACUGCCCAGACCGUCUCAUCUGAGGGUGCUGGUCCAAAAGACUCAGAACACAUCACCAACUCAUCAAGCUCACAAAUCAAUGAAGGUGGAGUGCCUCCUCUGGUCAAAGACAGUUUGUUUGGUGUUCUCUUGGCAUGCCAUGGUAGUGUGGAUCCUGCAGAAGCCCUGCUUCAUGCUUGUGUGGAAAUACCAUGCCCUGUUCUAGCUGUGUUGGCAGAUUUUUAUCAGGCCAAUGAUGAAGCCAAAAUGGUCGCUUGGCUUGCCAGUUGGCUUCCAAAAGAAGAACGUGUCAAGUAUGAGUCUUGUCAGAAGAAUAUACCAUGGCCACCAGACGUGAUUGAAUCUGUUAUUUUGAAAUCAUUGGAAGUAUCUUGUUCUAAUCUACUCACUGGUUUCAAAUUAUUUUUACCGGAACACCCUUUAGUGUUAGUUUUAGCUAUGAUAAAUGAAUUUUCUAAAAGGGACAAACUUCAAAAUGUGCAAAGCUUACAUGAAUUCCUUACACUAACUGCUGAAUGGGGAAUUGAGAAAAGGAGAGAAAAGAGCCCCUGGUGUUUGAACAACGGCCCUUUUGUCAUUGAAAUUUGUUUAAAAAUAUUAUUUAAGGCUCUGGAGUACCUUCCAUCCUCCAAUGAUAAAAUAAUAUUUGUUCAGAUCCUUUGUGAAACAUAUGCAUCUUUCUCUGCUGAACCUGGGACCAUUGAUAAGUUAAAGACUUUAUUAGAAAUUUUGGACGUGUUAUCAGCCACAGGUGUCCAAUUGAAUGUCAGCAAUUACUUGCAAGACAGCACUGAAGAAAUUUUAGCCUGUACUGAAACACUUAUCUCCCUGAAAUUGUAUAAGGAGGCUUCUUUGAUUAGUGGUCGAACAUUUGUUGUACUAGAGCAAUCUGAUAAAUUUAAAAAGUGGCUUGAAAAUAAUUACCAGGAUUUCAAAGCAUUUUGUGCUGAUUGUAAUGCCUGUUUUGAGGAGGCUAUGGUAGAUCCAUCAGAUGCAUUUAAAUUUUUCCAUACUUGUGUGCCAGAUCUGAAAGAAAAUGUGGACAGAUGGAGAGCUUUACAUAAUGCUCUGAAAUGGUUCCAACAUUCCAUUUCAAAUUCAACCCAAAAUGAUUUGUCAUCUCAAGCUGAUAAGGUAGAAGUUGACAUGUGGAAAUGUUGUGUGUGUGGGAGUGAUCCAGCAAUUUAUAAUAUCCUUGUUGAGGAGCUACAAAAUUCUGCAUUAAGUAAAUUAUGCACCAAAGAAUUAGGAAUUGAUAAUUUUAGUUUUACUGAGGCCUUCCAUCAGUGUGACAAUACCUGUAUAGAACAACCAUGUCCCAGUAAACUCGUCAAUUGUUUACUUGAUGUAGGUGAUAUUGUAUCUGCCAGCCGGGUCUGCAAUUUUUUUCAGUCCAAUCAUCAGGAUUUAGAAAUAAUCCACUCAUGUGUAAGCCUUGUUGAGGGGCAGUUAAAAGUCCAUGAAAUACCAACCCAUUGGGUUUUAUUUCCGGCCCUGAAAUUUGGAGAGACUUGGCAAGAUUAUUCAGCUAACUCACUCGGGAAAGACAAAGGGUUGACCUCCUCGUCAGAAAGUGUAAAAUCUUUUCAGAAUCAUUCAGCCGCCAAUUCAAAAGUUUUGUCUGUUAUUCAAGAGCUUUGCAAGCAGCUGAAGCAUGGGAAAGAAAUUGGCAAGCAGUUGGUUGCAUGCUAUCGGCUUGCUAUAAAUCUAGGUUUAGCUUACAAAGAUGUCAUAGCCAUUACCGAUCCUCUGAAGCUGUUGCGCACAGCAAUGUCACAUACAUACUCUGGUGAUUACUCUGUGGCGUCUGAUAUUAUGAUAGCAUUAAGAAUGUCGUCUGCUGAAAGAGUUCAAUUUCUUAGCCGUGAAAUUAUAGCAGCUAUCAGUAAAGGGCCUGCACCAGGCAAUGUCAAGGUCUUUCUUCUAUGGGGGCAUGACAUAGAGCAGUAUUUCCAACAUUUAUUGGAGUUGGUUCCUGACCCCUCUCUCCUAGGCAAUGAAUUGAUGAAUAUGGUUUGCAAACUGUCAAUAACAGAUAAAAGUACUCCAAAAACAGUUUUAACCACGGCUGUAGAGCUUUUGGUGAGAGCUCAUGACUGUUAUGCUGCUGGAUGUCACAUGGAAGGUAUCUCUCAAGUUUUGCGGUCUGUCAGUAAUUUCACCCAAAUUUUGAAGACCCGCUCAGAAUGGGCAUUGCUGGUUCGUCUCUUGACAGGAAUCCAAAGAUAUACAGAAAUGAACUACAUCUUUAAGGUGCUGAAGGAAAAUGAUCACUUUGAGUUUCUCCUUCGGAAAGAUUCCUUUAAACCCUUGGGCUUUAAGCUAGCUUUAUUGGAUUGGCUAAGAAGAGAAUGCAGCAACGAUACAGCACUCCUGAAAAUGACAGCAGCUCACUUCCAAAUGCACCAGCAGGAGGCAGAGUUAUGGCAAAAGGAGGGUAACGAUCGUCUGAGUGACCUUGUGGCGUGUGGAUUGUCUAACAACCAAAAGACCAAGCAAAGCCUGGAAAUGGCUUUGCAAGAUUUCAGUCACGCGUCAGAAUGUUACUUACAGGGUGAUAUGGUAAAUCAUGCCAUGGUGUGUGCUUACCAAGCUGAACUUGUAGCUCUGCAGCAGCAUCUUCUGUUCAACCAUUCAGAAGGUUCUAUUUUGCGUGUCAUUCAGCUUGAUUCAAAGAGUGUAGGAAAACUCGUCUCAACUUUGGGCUUUCACCAAGCGCUCAUUGUGUCAAGGGCAUACAACCACCGAACGGAUUGGGCGGCAGCUUUAUUUUAUCAUUGUAUUUCUCCCGGACUAUCUUCUGAGGAAUACUUCUCUGCCUGGUCAUCCUCCAUGGAAUUGACUCCAUUAUUGAUACAGAAUAUCGCAUACAGAUUGCAGAGAACCACAGGAAUAACCCGUGAGAUGACCACUAACAUGCAGUGGUUGUUAGGCCAUGUAAAGGACAUGGAUGUGCGGUAUAAGAUCGCUAGUGAGCUGGGCUUAAAGGACAUGGUUGAGUCCCUUCUUCAAGCUCCAGAAGUGGCUUAUCUGAAGGAUACAGUAUGGCAAAGUGGUUUUAAAAGAUAACUAAAGUGAAAUUGUCAUAUAUAUUUUUAUAAACCUGUUAUUAUAAAAAAUUAUAUUUUUGUUACAUUGUGUAUUUGACAGAAUACUCUACAGAGAAUAUGCAGUUAGAAUUAACAACCUUACAACAAGUGUACAAAAGAAAAGAAAGAAAGUUGUAAUCUCUUACUGGACAAAUAAAGAAAACAAUCACAAGCGAAUUAAAAUUUUCAGUCAGCCUUGA
Thrips palmi is the source of this 6214-nucleotide messenger RNA. RefSeq names its product spatacsin. The record is from RefSeq and is a predicted model, not a curated record. Bases 379 to 5994 code for a protein of 1871 amino acids. Lineage: Eukaryota; Metazoa; Arthropoda; Insecta; Thysanoptera; Thripidae. The transcript has 32 exons. Gene Ontology annotation, cellular component: cytoplasm.